AUGGAGCAGGGAGAGCAAGCCAAGGCAAGCAUGGAGCAGAACCAAGUGUCCUCAGCUGCCUCCGUCCAGCCCAGCAGGAGGGGAGAGGAGAACCGGUGCAAGCGGUACCUGGACUACAUCCAUGUGAUGACUUAUGACUUCCAUGGCUCCUGGGAUGGACAAACUGGCGAGAACAGCCCUCUGUAUAAAGGCCCAGCUGACACUGGUGACCUCGUCUACCUCAAUGUUGACUAUGCUAUGAACUAUUGGAAGAACAGUGGUGCCCCAGCUGAGAAACUCCUUGUUGGAUUCCCAACCUACGGACAUAACUUCAACCUCCAAAACCCAUCUGACACUGCUGUUGGGGCACCAGCAUCAGGACCUGGGCCAGCUGGACCUUACACAAGGCAGGCUGGGUUUUUGGCUUACUACGAGAUCUGCACAUUCCUGGACUCUGGAGCCACCCAGGCUUGGGAUGCCCCCCAGGACGUGCCCUAUGCCUACAAGGGCAACGAAUGGGUUGGCUACGACAACAUCAAGAGCUUCAGCAUCAAGUUCGACUGGCUGAAGCAGAACAGUUUUGGAGGUGCUAUGGUUUGGGCCCUUGAUAUGGAUGACUUCACUGGCUCUUUCUGCAAGCAGGGCAAAUAUCCCUUGAUCACCACCCCGAAGAACGUUCUUGGUCUCCAAAACAGUGGUGAGGAACUUGAGUAA
Molecule: messenger RNA, 693 nt
Organism: Opisthocomus hoazin
Lineage: Eukaryota; Metazoa; Chordata; Aves; Opisthocomiformes; Opisthocomidae
Source: RefSeq, a predicted model, not a curated record